GUAGAGUCGGGAAGGUGCAGGAUAUAUGGAAACUGUAUUACAUAAGUCAACCACGGCCGGAUGCAAGUGUCUACCACGUGACAACGCUGCCGCGCGAACGCUUUUCUUUCAUGACUUACUUAUGUACAUCCGUUCAAAGUACCGAUGUACCGUUUCUUAUCACGUCAAUCCAGGUUCCCGGCCAAUACCUCUAACUAAGACAAUCGCCGCCCAAAACCCCAUCAUAUUACCAAUUAGUCAACUUCAUUCGCCUCAUCCCAUCACGAUACUUUUCUCUUUUUUCUCCUAAUCCUUUACGAAUCGCCCCUUCGAUAUUCAAACAAGCCGGCACUUGCUUACAGAAAUCUCAUCUCUAGAGAUUACCCAACUAGACCAUCCUCAUCCCAAACCCUUCCAGGUCAGAUCAAGAUGUCGACCGCUGCCCGCCGUCGCUUAAUGCGAGACUUCAAGCGCAUGCAAACCGACCCUCCCGCUGGCGUCUCUGCUUCUCCUGUUCCCGACAAUGUUAUGACUUGGAACGCUGUCAUCAUUGGCCCUGCCGACACCCCGUUUGAAGAUGGAACCUUCCGACUUGUCAUGCACUUCGAAGAACAAUACCCGAACAAGCCGCCCGCCGUUAAAUUCAUCAGCCAGAUGUUCCACCCUAACGUCUAUGCCACAGGCGAGCUGUGUCUAGAUAUCCUCCAGAAUCGAUGGAGUCCCACGUACGAUGUUGCGGCCGUCUUAACAAGCAUUCAAAGUCUACUCAACGACCCCAACACCGGUUCCCCUGCGAACGUGGAGGCGUCCAACCUGUACAAGGAUAACCGAAAGGAGUACACUAAGAGAGUUCGCGAGACGGUAGAGAAGAGCUGGGAAGAUUAAGUUACCCCGCUAGAUCAUCGGAAUCCAAUAUCAACUAUUGGCUUAGCGCAAAUGGUAAUCAUCUCAACUAGAUUCUACACGCGCUGGGCAUGGGUUUCUGGCCAGAUUAUUCACAAACGGGUAUGAUGCCGCAGAGACGGGAGCGGCAAAGAUUCAUCCUCAAGGGGCGCAAAGGUUCGGCGUUUUGGCGGGCGUCGAACAAGGGGGGGCUAUGAAUUUUCCAGGUUGAGGUGCUCUAGAGAAGCCGAUUCUCCUCGAUGCCCGGAUGAUGACAUUAUGGACCACUACUUUAUAUCGGUGUUAUUUCCCAGAUCCCCGCAUCAGCCCCGGCGUUCUCGUUUCGUUUUUCGUUUCGUUCGUAAUAGGAAUGCCAGACAUGAUUAGUACCGUACCUAGUCGUUGAGUUCAUAGUAAAAAAACAAAGAAUAGCAAACGGAAUAAAAACGUGUGGUGUUUAAUCAGUCUUUUAUAUUGAUUUUCUGGGAGACUUUAGUUUGUUGAAUAGAAGUAUGAAUAGCAGUAUGG
This is a messenger RNA of Daldinia vernicosa, 1389 nucleotides long. RefSeq names its product ubiquitin-conjugating enzyme E2 2. Bases 409 to 864 code for a protein of 151 amino acids. Gene Ontology annotation, biological process: proteasome-mediated ubiquitin-dependent protein catabolic process; protein polyubiquitination; DNA repair. The record is from RefSeq and is a predicted model, not a curated record. Gene Ontology annotation, cellular component: HULC complex. Lineage: Eukaryota; Fungi; Ascomycota; Sordariomycetes; Xylariales; Hypoxylaceae. Gene Ontology annotation, molecular function: ubiquitin conjugating enzyme activity. The transcript is spliced from 4 exons.